This is a messenger RNA of Nematocida parisii ERTm1, 1108 nucleotides long. Its product is annotated as developmentally regulated GTP-binding protein. Gene Ontology annotation, molecular function: GTP binding; GTPase activity. Lineage: Eukaryota; Fungi; Microsporidia. The record is from RefSeq and is a predicted model, not a curated record. Gene Ontology annotation, biological process: cytoplasmic translation. The coding region runs from base 1 to 1101 and encodes 366 amino acids. The transcript has a single exon. Gene Ontology annotation, cellular component: cytoplasm.
AUGAGCGUAGUAGAGAAAAUUAAAGAAAUAGAGAAUGAAAUGGCAAGAACCCAGAAAAACAAAGCAACAGCAAACCAUUUGGGACUAUUAAAGGCAAAAUUAGCCAAAUUAAGGAGGGAGAUACUUACAACUAAAAGCAGUGGAGGAUCAUCUGGAGAAGGGUUUGAUGUAGCAAAAACAGGAGUGGCAAGAAUCGGGUUUGUAGGGUUCCCAUCUGUAGGGAAGAGUACAAUCAUGACUAAAUUAACAGGGACGUACAGCGCAGUAGCAGAUUAUGAAUUUACAACACUAACCACAGUUCCAGGCAUCCUUCAUUAUAACGGAGCAAAAGUGCAAAUACUCGACUUGCCAGGAAUCCUUGAAGGAGCAAAAGAUGGCCGUGGUAGGGGUAAACAAGUAAUUGCUGUAGCCAGGACGUGUUCACUUAUAUAUAUAGUAUUAGAUGCAACUAAACCACUCACUAAUAAAAGAAAAAUAGAAAUGGAGCUAGAAGGGUUCGGCAUACGACUGAAUAAGUCACCACCAGACAUUACAAUAUCAAAAAGAGACCGUGGUGGUGUAAAUAUACGGUCAUCCUGUAGACUGACGCAUUUAGAUGAGGAGGGUAUCCGUAUGAUAUUUAAAGAGUACCGGACACUAAAUGUAGAUGUCAUGUUCAGGUGUGAUGCAACUGCUGAUGAUUUAAUUGAUGUAAUUGAGGGUAACCGGGUGUACGUGCCUGCUUUAUACAUACUUAAUAAGAUUGACAGUGUAUCGUAUGAGGAAUUAGAGGUAAUUAGUCAGUUAAAGGACUCUGUGCCCAUAUGUGCUGAUAAGGAGUGGAAUUUAGAUGAAGUAUUAGAGGCCUCAUGGGCUAAGUUAAGGUUAAUUAGGGUGUUUACUAAGCCCAGGGGACAGUUACCUGAUUAUACGGCACCGGUUGUUAUGCGGGAGGGUAAGUGCAGUAUAAAGGACUUCUGUAAUUCUAUUCACAGGGGGAUUCUUGGGGAGUUCAAGAAUGCGAUUGUUUGGGGUAACAGUGUAAAGCACGUACCACAGCGGGUUGGCAAGGAGCAUAUUUUAGUGGAUGAGGAUGUGGUACAGAUAGUAAAAAGGAGGUAACCUGAAU